UAGAUCCUCAUCAGAAUGCUGGAGAAUAUUGACAUGUGUGUCUCUGCAGUUCAGUUUGCAGGCUCUCUGGGUAAGCUGACGGUCUCCAGCGUCAACAACCCUCGCAAGAUGAUCGAUGCCGUGGUGACGAGUCGCACCGAUGACGAGGAGAAAAGAGAGAAGCAGGUUUGGAAUAAGAGGCGACAGAUCCUCUACACUGUGGAGAAGAUGUACAGUUUGCUGCUGGAGGUUCAAGACUUUGAGAAGCGUUUUGUCCAGGCACCGGAGGAGGACAGGGAGGCUCUGCUGGAGCAGCACAAGAGCCGAACCCUGCAGCUGUGCAACACUCUGCGGGAGAAGGAGUGGGACGACAGGGUGAGUGAUGAGCAGUGUGUAAUGAUCAUGUCAGUGAGGAAGGGCAAGCGCCUCAUCUCCAGGCUCCUCCCCUUCCUACCUUCACCCCAGGCUGCCGCCGUUGUCAUGGCGAUUUCCCGCAACCUUCCUGCCUUGGCCAAGAAGGAUAAGCAGGACCAGGUGCUGUGCUGGUUGGUGGAGCCGGUUGCCCCAGUGAUCCAGUCUCUGUGCAGCUCCGCCCUCACUGACCUGCUCCAGGAGCUGCAGGGCAGCGAGGGCCAGCUGGCCUCAGUACUGCACAACAAGUUUGGUGUGACGCUGCUCUAUCUGAUCCUGAGUGAAGGAGAGAGGAUGCAAAGCUCUGACUCCAACUGUCAGCUCAUGGACGACAAUCGAUGGACUGAGUUGGUGUUCUCGGUGACGAGGGAGUUGCUCAGCGUCCCCCCCUCAUCUCUGUCCCCUCCCCUCUUCACCCCUCCCAACCUGCUCUCCCUCUUCUCGCGCUAUGUGGACCGACAGAGGCUGGAGCUGCUACAGGACAAGCUACAGAUCACUUCUUUGUCCAGGUAGAAGUUACGACAGCAACACAGCCCCCCGAUGCAGACCUUUCUUUCUCUGUGAGUGUGUGCGUGCAUGCGUGAGGCAGUGAAUCCAUGGUGGAUUGUAUUUUAAUGCAGCAGAGUCUCUAGUCACUUUUUUUUUUUGUGUUUUUAGUCUCUGGUGUGUAAGUAAAUGUGUGUGUGUGUGAGAGUGUGAGUGACAGUGACACAGCGCAUGACAGACGGGAGAGUAUGGCGACGAUAAUGAAAUCUGCAUUUUUAAAUAUCUUGUUUACGAUUAUGCCUGUGAUGAACCUUCAAAUUAAAAAGUAUUUCUAUU
This is a messenger RNA of Notothenia coriiceps (black rockcod), 1212 nucleotides long. RefSeq names its product protein PAT1 homolog 1. Bases 16 to 903 code for a protein of 295 amino acids. NCBI's taxonomy places the organism in Eukaryota, Metazoa, Chordata, Actinopteri, Perciformes, Nototheniidae. Gene Ontology annotation, biological process: P-body assembly; deadenylation-dependent decapping of nuclear-transcribed mRNA. Gene Ontology annotation, molecular function: RNA binding. The record is from RefSeq and is a predicted model, not a curated record. The transcript is spliced from 8 exons. Gene Ontology annotation, cellular component: P-body.